AUGGCGCAAGGAUUCAAGCCAGCCAAGCCCAAGAAGGCUGCUUCGCCAAAGAAGUCGAGCAGCCAGACUAAGACUGGCCCUAAGCGUGGUCCUCGUGUCAUUGCGCCGAAGAAGAAAGCUGCAGUUCAGGCAGCCAAGACAAAGCGACAGCAGACCGGAGCCAUUACGGCAAGGAUCGAGCAGGAGAUGGUCAGCCGUGCAUCCAAAGGUGGUCCUUUGACCAUCAUGAACAAGGCCGCUGAUGGUGAUGCGCAUGACAACAAGAAGAAUCUUAACAAGAAGAAUCUCAACAAGAAGUAG
This is a messenger RNA of Ustilago hordei, 300 nucleotides long. RefSeq names its product related to UPF0390 protein UM03986. The coding region runs from base 1 to 300 and encodes 99 amino acids. The transcript has 2 exons. The record is from RefSeq and is a predicted model, not a curated record. NCBI's taxonomy places the organism in Eukaryota, Fungi, Basidiomycota, Ustilaginomycetes, Ustilaginales, Ustilaginaceae.